AUGGGCGCCGUCCUCAGCAUCGACGAGGCGUCGCAGUGCGCGCGGGUGCAGGCGGGCGCCUACGGGCCCGCCCUCGAGGAGGGCCUCAGGCACGCGGGCCUCACCCUGCGGCACUACCCGCAGUCCUUCGAGUUCUCCACGCUCGGGGGCUGGAUCGCCACGCGGGGCGGCGGGCACUUCGCCACCGGCCCCACGCACGUGGACGAGCUCGUGCAGAGCCUGCGCGUCGUGUGCCCCGCCGGCGCCACGGAGACGCGCCGGGUGCCCGCGUCGGGCGCGGGGCCCUGCGAGCACCGGCUGUACGUGGGCUCGGAGGGCGCGCUGGGCCUGAUCACGGAGGCGUGGGUGAAGCUGCGCCCGCGGCCGCGGGCGCGAGCCUCGGCCACGCUCCUGUUCGCGGCCGACGACGCGGACGCCGCCUUCGCGCGGGGCGCGGCCGCCGUGCGGGAGAUGGCGCAGACCGGGCUCCAGCCAGCCAACCUCCGGCUGGUCUACGGGCCAGAGGUCUCGACGAUCGCGGGCAUUGGCGGCGCCAGGAGGGCCCAGCUGGCGAGCGCGGCGGUGCUGCUGGUCGGCCUGGAGGCCCCGGCCGACGGGCCCGCCGCCCUGCGGCUGCUGGACGCGCAGCUGUCCCUCCUGGUGGACGUCGCCGAGUCCGCUCCGCACGGCGGCACCGUCCUGGUCCGGCGGGCGGCCCGUGGGCUCGGCGGGGGCAAAGGCGGCGGGGAGCGGGACGGCAUCGCGGGCGCGUGGGGCAGCGCCUUCAUGCGGGGGGGCUACCACUUCUCGGCCAGCUGCCUCUUCGCUCUGCCUGCUCCCCGCUUGUCCUGA
Prorocentrum cordatum is the source of this 831-nucleotide messenger RNA. Lineage: Eukaryota; Dinophyceae; Prorocentrales; Prorocentraceae. The record is from the annotation of a GenBank genome assembly.